AUGGCUUCAGCAAUGGAACUAAAAGAAAAUUUCGAGGCAUGGUUACGGACCAUCGUUGAAGGAAAAGGGAAGAACACAAGACUGUUCUCGCUUGAAAAAGUGAAAGAUAUUAUAUCAAGGUUAUCAAAGGAUCUAGAAAGUGAUGCUAUCACCACUAUUGAUUAUAACUAUCGUUCAAGAUAUGGGAAUCUUAAGUCACUUCCUGACGAGGAUUAUAAAUACAUCCUAACUUACGUUAAUCAUUUUACCAAAUAUUGUGUGUUAAGCCCCCUUAAAUCUAAAAGAGCAGAAGAGGUAGCUCAGACACUUCUACCUGCGUUUUUAACAUUCGGUGCUCCCGCAGUACUGCAAAGUGACAACGGUAGGGAAUUUGUGAAUUCUGUGAUAUCCGAAUAUUUGAAUACUGCAAUAUUUUGCCCAAUAUUUUGGCCACAAUUGCAGCUAGUGACAGGUCGGCCAAGGCAUCCCCAAAGCCAAGGAGCAGUGGAGCGACUCAAUGGUGUAAUCCAGGAUAAAUUGAAGAUAUGGAUGCGAGAGAAUAAUUCCAAGAAAUGGAAUAUUGGCUUAAAAUUUGUUCAGUGGCAAGUAAAUAUCUCGAAGCAUGAGAAAACGAAACAUGCACCAUUUAAGGCCACCUUUGAAGAAGAACCGUCAGUUGUUCUUUCUUCAACAAAUCUUCCUGAAUCAGUUUUGGAUGGCAUAUGCUACGAAGAAGAUCUUGACAAGUUUGUUGCCAGAUCUACUGCCAUCGUUUCAACGCUUAUAACGUCAUCCUACUGCGCCUAUGAUAUGGUAACAAUGUUUGUCCGUUGGACAUUGUUCGACCAGAGCAAUUACCAUGUUACACAUUAUCUGCUUUGCAGUAGCCACCAUUAUUUAUCGUACCGCACUGAACACACUACUGGCAUCGUCGGGCACACCCACCUCUCCAUCGCCUCACCCAUGUGGACGACAUUCACGGGGAAGCCCGCCAGAAUUUGCCAGUCAACCCCGGAGCACAAUAAACGUGGUGCCUACCGCAAAGAUGACAUUGUGUAG
This is a messenger RNA of Macrobrachium nipponense, 1038 nucleotides long. RefSeq names its product SCAN domain-containing protein 3-like. Bases 1 to 1038 code for a protein of 345 amino acids. The transcript has 5 exons. Gene Ontology annotation, molecular function: nucleic acid binding. Gene Ontology annotation, biological process: DNA integration. Lineage: Eukaryota; Metazoa; Arthropoda; Malacostraca; Decapoda; Palaemonidae. The record is from RefSeq and is a predicted model, not a curated record.